This is a messenger RNA of Lutra lutra (Eurasian river otter), 3113 nucleotides long. It is a transcript of the gene MAPKAPK2, whose product is annotated as MAPK activated protein kinase 2. The record is from RefSeq and is a predicted model, not a curated record. Lineage: Eukaryota; Metazoa; Chordata; Mammalia; Carnivora; Mustelidae. Gene Ontology annotation, cellular component: cytoplasm; nucleus. Gene Ontology annotation, biological process: response to cytokine; inflammatory response; intracellular signal transduction. Bases 315 to 1535 code for a protein of 406 amino acids. The transcript is spliced from 10 exons. Gene Ontology annotation, molecular function: calcium/calmodulin-dependent protein kinase activity; mitogen-activated protein kinase binding; calcium-dependent protein serine/threonine kinase activity.
CCCCGGGCUGGGUACAUUGUCGCGCGGCCGCUUCCCCCCCGGGCCGGGCCCCGCCGUCCCGCGGUCCCCCGAGCGCCAGGCCCCCGGGGGGAGGGUGGGAGGGAGGGAGCAGGGCUGGUGGGCGGCAGCGGCGCACGGCGGGACCCACGGAGCCCCGCGACCCGCCGAGCCUGGAGCCGGGCCGGGGCGGGGAAGCCGGCUCCAGCCCGGAGCAAACUUCGCAGCCGGGCGGGGGGUGGCGGGGACCCCGUCCGGAGCCGGAGGAGGGGGCGGCCGCGGGCCCUACCGCCUCUGCUCCCGCGUCUCCGGGCACCAUGCUGUCCAACUCCCAAGGCCAGACCCCGCCGGUGCUGUUCCCCAACCCGCCGCCGCCGCCGCCGCCGCCGCAGCCCCCCGCCCCGGCCCAGCAUCACCCCCCGGCCCAGCCGCCGCCGCUGCCCCCGCAGCAGUUUCCCCAGUUCCAUGUCAAGUCGAGCCUGCAGAUCAAGAAGAACGCCAUCAUCGACGACUACAAGGUCACCACCCAGGUCCUGGGACUGGGCAUCAACGGGAAAGUUUUGCAGAUCUUCAAUAAGAGGACCCAGGAGAAAUUCGCCCUAAAAAUGCUUCAGGACUGCCCCAAGGCCCGCCGGGAGGUGGAGCUGCACUGGCGGGCCUCGCAGUGCCCACACAUUGUGCGGAUCGUGGAUGUCUACGAGAACUUGUAUGCGGGCAGGAAGUGCCUGCUGAUCGUCAUGGAGUGUUUGGACGGUGGAGAACUCUUUAGCCGAAUCCAGGACCGAGGAGACCAAGCGUUCACAGAAAGAGGUAGAAAGGAAGCGUCAGAAAUCAUGAAGAGCAUCGGUGAGGCCAUCCAGUACUUGCACUCGAUCAACAUUGCGCAUAGGGAUGUCAAGCCUGAGAAUCUCCUAUACACCUCCAAAAGGCCCAAUGCCAUCCUGAAACUCACAGAUUUUGGCUUUGCCAAGGAAACCACCAGCCACAACUCUUUGACCACUCCUUGUUAUACGCCGUACUAUGUGGCUCCAGAAGUGCUGGGUCCCGAGAAGUACGACAAGUCCUGUGACAUGUGGUCCUUGGGUGUCAUCAUGUAUAUCCUGCUGUGUGGCUAUCCCCCCUUCUAUUCCAACCACGGUCUUGCCAUCUCUCCGGGCAUGAAGACUCGCAUCCGAAUGGGCCAGUAUGAGUUUCCCAAUCCAGAGUGGUCAGAGGUGUCAGAGGAAGUGAAGAUGCUUAUCCGGAACCUGCUGAAAACAGAGCCCACUCAGAGAAUGACCAUCACGGAGUUUAUGAAUCACCCCUGGAUCAUGCAAUCAACAAAGGUCCCUCAAACCCCACUGCACACCAGCCGGGUCCUGAAGGAGGACAAGGAGCGGUGGGAAGACGUCAAGGAGGAGAUGACCAGUGCCUUGGCCACAAUGCGUGUUGACUACGAGCAGAUCAAGAUAAAGAAGAUUGAAGAUGCAUCCAAUCCUCUCCUUCUGAAGAGGCGGAAGAAAGCUCGGGCCCUGGAGGCCGCGGCCCUCGCUCACUGAGCCUCUGAGCCCAUCCUGCUCCAAUGGAGGACAAGCAAUAACUCUUGACCUGAAUAUAUUUUUUAAGCAAAGAGACACAGAACUGUCCACUUCCACCUCGCCUCCUUCUUGGCGGCGUGGAUCCUGGAACCCCAUCAGGGGCCGCGACCCACCUUUGGUUCUGGCCACCUCAGAGGGAGAGGUUGGGAGGCCGCGAGGCUGGGGGCCGUGUGGAGAGAAGGGAGCAGGAUGCUCUUGACCCUGUGCUCAUUUUGAAAUUUUAUCAGUAAUUUGACUUAGAAUUUUUAUGAAACCUUUUACUGUUCUUUCCCCCACUCUGCCUCCUCUUACCCAGACCCCUUCCUCUGUGGAUGUGUAAGGGUUCGGCGUUGGUUCAAAGGUAUUUGUGGAAACUGUUCUAGGGACUGUCCCUGUGUUGUCGCACCUGCCCUCUUUUCCCACUACAGCCCGAGGCCCCUGCUGGCCGAGGCAUUCUGGGAGCUCCAGGCCCUGUGGGGGGCCGGGGCCAGGAUGCCACCCACCUCUGCCGGAGCCCUCAGAUGUCACCAGUGUGCUAGACGGACAGGCGAGUGUGAUUGCGCGUGCGUGCGUUUGCGUCUGUGUGUGCAUGUGUGCCCACACCUGUGUCUGGGACUGUGCAUUUGAGGGGCGCGGGGCAGGCAGGGCUGCAGAGAGAGGGGCCCUGCCGUGGCUCAAGAACCUUACCCAUCCUUGGGCCUGCCAUGCCCAUAUCGGGUCUGCCAAAGUGCCUGAGAAGCCUGUCCAGAUUCCCAGCCGGGCCCCUGUGCCUGCCCAUUGGCUGGUUCUGGGAGGCAGAGAGGAGUGACUUAGGCACUGACACAGCGAUCAGGAAGACUGGACCAUCCCCACCCUGGCCCCCUACUCCCCAUUCAGUGCUGGUCCUAGUCCUCUGAGGCACUUAUCCACCGAGCAGCCUCCCUCCUUCCUCCUGCCAUUAUUAACUGGUUCUUGUUGAUUUUUCCUCUGUUUUUAGCCACUCCCACCAGGCCUUCUCUCCGCUCAUGCAGGGGAGCCAGGGCCCUUCAGAAGUGACACUUCUGCAUUUCGCAGUCUCUCCAGGGCUCUGGGGGCACUGGCCUGCUCCCCCUUGUGGACAAAGGCAACACCACGCGUGUGGUCCUGCAGAUUUCCACUGUGGCCUAGUGGGUGGGUGGGGGAGUCUUCACACCAAAGAUGUCCCGACUCUGCCCCUUCCCCAUUAGCCCGUUCACCUCCACCCCAGACAACUCAGCUUAGCAUGUCCAGGCCAGUGAGGGGGGCGGGGGCGGGGAGGGCCCUCCCCCUCCCCCUCCCCCUCCCCUGCUAUGAACAACACGGGGAGAAGUCCUCCGUGCCAGGGUCUUUACAGGGCGGGGGGUGGCACUAAUACUACAGCCCUCCUCUCCCUUGGGAUGGGUUGCCAGAGGGACAGCCAGGAUCUUCUCUGGGUGUGGGGGAGGGGCUCCGAGUGCCCACAGUGCCUCCCUGUCUCUGAUGGUGUGCCCAGCACUCAGAUUGUUGUAAACUGUUGUUGUUUUGUAUGAGCGAAAUUGUCUUUACUAAACAGAUUUAAUAGUU